UUCCCUUUUCUUCUCGCUCGUCCCUGGCAGUUCGCGUCGUCUGUGCGUUUCGCGGUCGCUUGUGUCGCCGAUCUCGGAAGAAGAAAAAAAUGCGAUCGUUUCGCGAAUCCCGUCGGAAAGUGCACGCGUCGCAGUGACUCUUCGUUCCGGAAUAUUCCGUCCGCGGCCCGAGGCGAACCGCAGCAUGGCGCCCAACGUGACCAGCUCGCCCUCCGACGUGCUGUACAAGGAGGCGGCGGAGGCGGCGGCGGCGCCGGUGGCAGUCCUGCCGCCGCGCGCUGAGGCCAAGCCGCGCGCGCCCUACCGCCGCCAGAUCGUGUGGCGCAACGUGCUGCUGUUCGCGGCGCUGCACCUGGCUGCCCUGUACGGCGCCUACCUGCUGCUCACCUCCGCCAAGCUACUCACCAUCCUGUUCGCCGUGCUGAUGUACCAGAUGACGGGGCUGGGCAUCACGGCCGGCGCGCACCGCCUGUGGGCGCACCGCUCCUACAAGGCCAAGUGGCCCCUCAAGCUCAUCCUCAUGAUCUUCAACUCCAUGGCGUUCCAGAACGACGUGAUAGAGUGGGCGAGGGACCACCGGGUGCACCACAAGUUCAGCGAGACGGACGCCGACCCGCACAACGCCACGCGCGGGUUCUUCUUCUCGCACGUGGGCUGGCUGCUGGUGCGCAAGCACCCGGACGUCAAGGAGAAGGGCAAGGGCAUCGACAUGAGCGACCUGGAGAGGGACCCCAUCCUCGCCUUCCAGAAGAAGUACUACCUGGUGCUGAUGCCGCUGUGCUGCUUCGUGCUGCCCACACUGCUGCCCAUGUACGGCUGGGGCGAGAGCUUCCGGAACACCUGGUUCGUGGUGGUCAUGUUCCGCUACUCGUGGACCCUGAACAUGACCUGGCUGGUGAACAGCGCCGCCCACAUGUGGGGCAGCAAGCCCUACGACGUGAACAUCAACCCGGCGGAGAACCUGAGCGUGGCGCUGGGCGCCCUGGGCGAGGGCUGGCACAACUACCACCACGUGUUCCCCUGGGACUACCGGGCGGCCGAGCUGGGCAACUACCGCGCCAACCUCACCACCGCGUUCAUCGACCUGUUCUCGCGGGUGGGCUGGGCGUACGACCUGAAGACGGUGCCCGAGACGAUGGUGAAGGGGCGGGUGGAGCGGACGGGCGACGGCAGCCACGCGCUCUGGGGCUGGGGCGACCGCGACAUGACUCAGGAGGACAAGGACUGCGCCCGGGUCGUGGACCCCAAGUCCCGCUAGUCCCGCUAGUCCCUCGCCCCGAGGGUUACCGUAUCGAGCGGCACAUCUCCUUUUUCCAAAUUUCUCUGUCCAUCGUGGUUCUUCUAAGUUGUACGUACGGUCGUCUAACGUGCCUACCGUAUUCUGUUACUUUUGUAACUGAUUAAAUAAUUAAAUGCGCCAGAAUUUUUUUUUUUGGUCAUUCAAUAAAGAGUGUUGGCAAGGGAGAACUAUAAAUGUGCCUGAACAUUCAAUUUUUUUUUUUUUGUUUACAACAUUUGGGACAGUAAUGUUUGUUUUUUUUUUUUUUUUUUUUUUUUUUUUAAACUGCUUUCCUGUCAGCCCCAGGCUUGAGGGCAACCUAAUGUGCAUGCCAUUUGGAUACGGUGAUUUCAAACUAUUUUUUUUGUUUUUAAAGUAGUGUCUGAGUUAUGGCUUCCGCUGGCACACAUUCCAAUCAAAAUGCACAACCUUUUUGAGAAAAAAUUUUCUGAAAGUUGGUGGUAUGUUUACAUUUUUGUGAAAAAUGAUGUCUUUGGUAUUUUAACUUCCUGAAAUUUUGAGAACCAAUGUUUGAAAAUGUUAGUAGGUAUGUUACUGCCAUUAAUUGUUUUAAAUGUUUUCCAUUUUAUAUAUCUUCUUGUAAAGUCUGCUUUGGUUAAAAAUGAAGUGUUUAAGGAGAUUCUAAGUCUCUUUUAUACAUUUACAUUGCAUAUUCUUCCAUCCAAAUGUUAUUUUUUGUAAGAAAGUGUUUUUUCAAAAUAUUGAAUUUAAUCAUGAAUAAGUAAAUCCUUGUGUAUUUUUUUGUGCAUUACAUAAUUAAUUGGUUUUGUGUAAAGGAUAUGUGUAUUUGUAACUUUGUCAGUAACACUACAAGAUUAUUAUACUUAUGACAAGUUUAUUAUUUUUGAGCAAUUUGGUUUUUGUAUAUAGUCAUUGUAAUUUUUGAACUGAAAAAUCAAAUGUUACCUAUGUAUAAAGUUUGUUGUACUGAAUCUAAUGAUGUUUAUAUUUUACACUUAAUUAUAAGGUGAAUGUUACUAAGGACGGAUAAUUUCAAAUCUGUCUGGAUAUAUCUGGUUGUCAUGUUGCAGGUAAUGUUCCAAUUUAAGUCUUAUUAGAUAGUACCUAGUAAUUUAUGAUAUUUGGUAAGUGUAUUAUGUGUUUUGUUGAUAGCACAAUUAGUUUUUAAGUGUCAUCGUCUUUCUGCGAUGGAAACUACCAAAAUGCUGACUACAUCACUUUCUGCUGUCUUCAGAAACAUUUGUGCGUGGCAUCACGCGCUAGAACUGUCUCGCUUGUAGGAUCUACGUGGUACUUACGCUACUUUAAAAACUGUAGGUGUGAUGGCAAAGGAAAGUUCUUAUUUGCGAGUUGCUAUUUUCAUCACAUUUUUUUUUCUUCUAAUGUAGUAGUGGUUUUAUCUUCACUUCAUUUUUUUUUAUCGACCUUCUGCAACAGCAGAGGCGUCCUGGAGCCGUCUUAAGAUUUUGUUUGUAUUUUGUUGUGAUAUUCUGAUUGUGUUGUGAUCUUCACCAUUGAUUUAACAGACUGUUAGUUCUUGAUGCUUGUGACCUGAUGGUGUACUCAAAACACAAAAAAUAAAAACGUUAAAUUUUCA
Molecule: messenger RNA, 2858 nt
Organism: Bacillus rossius redtenbacheri
Lineage: Eukaryota; Metazoa; Arthropoda; Insecta; Phasmatodea; Bacillidae
Product: acyl-CoA Delta-9 desaturase-like
Exons: 6
Coding region: 185-1258 (357 amino acids)
Biological process (GO): unsaturated fatty acid biosynthetic process
Cellular component (GO): endoplasmic reticulum membrane
Molecular function (GO): iron ion binding; stearoyl-CoA 9-desaturase activity
Source: RefSeq, a predicted model, not a curated record